AUGGCGCUGCCCGGCGGACCCGGCUGGGCACAGGGCGGGCGGCAGUGCCGGCUCCGCCGCGUCCGCGCUCGGGUUCCCUCCCGGUGCCGUGCUCGUGGCCGGCCGGGGCGCUGGCCGUGCCGUGGGGGCUGGAGGCGUCUGCGGGGAAUCGCUCCGCGGGUGCUGGCCGGGCUGUCACGGGACUCGUCCCUGCGCGGGGCCUGGGCCUUGGGCCUUGGGCCGGCCCGCGGGGAGCCCGGGGGUCCGUCCCGGGGCUCCGUCCCGUCCCGCGGCCCCUCGCGCGUGUUCCGCGGGGCUCGCCCGUGCGUUCCCGUGUCGGGGUGUUUGUUUCUUCUCCUGUGCUGGUGCCGUCACCGUGGUGGGGGCCCUGCUCGCGGUGUCCCCAGGGCGUCCCCGCGGUGUCCCCAGGGUGUCCCAGGGUGUCCCCGCGGUGUCCCGGCCGUGUCCCCGCCGUGUCCCCAGCUCGGCCGUUGUGUGUCGUGUGGUGAAUCGUGUGAAGUCGCGUUGCUCUCCGGGUGGGGGGCAGGCCUGCCCCUGUCCCGGCGGGGCGGCCCCGGCUCUCGGGCGGUAUUUAUUGCUACGUUAUGGCGGGCGGUAUUUAUUGUGUACAUAGUGUCCGCCGCGCCGCGGGUGUUCGUGACAAUAAAGCGCUUUCAAACAGCCGCCUGGCGCUUCCUUGGGCCGCGGGGGGGCGCUGCUGCACGCGGGGCGGGGGCGCCGGAAAUGGCGCUCCGCCGCUCUCGCCGGCCGGCGGAAGCGGCGCUGCCGCGCGGCUCCCGGCAGCGGAAGCGCGGCGCUUCCGGGGCGAUGGCGGCGGGCGGCAGCCUGAGCCGCUCGGAGCGGAAGGCGGCGGCGCGCGCCGAGAUCCUGCAGCAGGAGGAGCAGCGGGACCGGCGGAGACAGGUGUCCCGCAUCUGGAGGAAGCCGCCGGCGGAGCGGAGCCCCGAGGAGUGCCAGGUGCUGGGCGAGAGCGACGACAUCGUCCGGGAGCUGGAGCGGCGCCGCCACCGGCGGGAGCGGCUGCGCCGGCGGCAGGAGGAGGUGUGUGACGAGCCCGAGGAGUUACAGAGAAAGGUGUCGGAGCUGGCGGCUGCCGUGCGGAACGCCAGGCACCUCGUCAUCUACACGGGCGCCGGGAUCAGCACGGCAGCUUCAAUCCCGGACUACAGAGGUCCUAAUGGCAUCUGGACCUUGAUGCAGAAGGGCAGGAGCGUCAGGGCUACAGACCUGAGUGAGGCGGAGCCCACGCUCACCCACAUGAGCAUCGCCUGCCUGCACAAGCACAACCUGGUGCAGCACGUGGUGUCUCAAAACUGUGAUGGGCUGCACCUGCGGAGCGGGUUACCCCGAGCAGCGAUAUCUGAGCUCCACGGGAACAUGUACAUAGAGGUCUGCACUUCGUGUACGCCCAACAGAGAGUACGUGCGGGUGUUUGACGUGACGGAGCGCACGGCCCUGCACAGGCAUCACACGGGCAGGAUGUGCCACAAGUGUGGGGCACAGUUGAGAGACACAAUCGUCCACUUUGGGGAGAAGGGGACGUUGAGGCAGCCCCUGAACUGGGAAGCAGCAACAGAAGCUGCAAGCAAAGCAGAUGUGAUUCUUUGUCUGGGUUCCAGCUUAAAGGUGCUGAAAAAGUACCCGCGUCUGUGGUGCAUGAGCAAGCCGCCCCCGCGUCGUCCCAGGCUCUACAUCGUGAACCUGCAGGUGAGACGGGGCGCGGGGCGGGGGCCGGGGUCUGGCAGGACGGUGACCCCGGCCGCGCUGUCCCCGCAGUGGACGCCCAAGGACGACCUGGCUGCGCUGAAGCUGCACGGCCGCUGCGACGACGUGAUGCGGCUGCUGAUGGCAGAGCUGGGGCUGGAGAUCCCGCGCUACGACCGGGCGCGGGACCCCAUCUUCGCGCUGGCCGAGCCGCUGCGGCCCGGGGAGGAGGACACGCACUCGCGGAAGCCGGUGGCGCCGCCGCCGGGCGCGGAGCCGCCGCGGGAGGAGCCGCCGGAGCAGCCGCCGCCCGCCCAGCCCGGCGGGUGGUUGGGCCGCGGCUGCGCCAAGGGCGCCCGGCGGCGGAAGAGCCACUGAGCGGGCGGGGCCGGCGCAAGAUGGCGGCGGGGGCGGGCGGGGCGGCGGGGGCGG
Columba livia (rock pigeon) is the source of this 2136-nucleotide messenger RNA. It is a transcript of the gene SIRT7, whose product is annotated as sirtuin 7. Gene Ontology annotation, cellular component: nucleus; chromatin. Gene Ontology annotation, molecular function: NAD+ binding; histone H3K18 deacetylase activity, NAD-dependent. Lineage: Eukaryota; Metazoa; Chordata; Aves; Columbiformes; Columbidae. The coding region runs from base 1 to 2082 and encodes 693 amino acids. The record is from RefSeq and is a predicted model, not a curated record. The transcript is spliced from 9 exons.